AUGGGAAGCGAUAGCGAGACAGAAAAAAGUGCCCACAAAGAGAGAGAGAAGAAGAAGUUACUGGCUCUUGCCCCCAUCGCUAAACCCCUUGCCGGCAAAAAACUUUGCAAACGCACCCUCAAACUUGUCCGCCGAGCUGCAGAGCACAAGUGCUUGAAAAGAGGAGUUAAGGAGGUGGUCAAAAGCAUUCGCCGUGGAAAUAAAGGAUUAUGUGUAAUAGCCGGGAACAUAUCUCCGAUAGACGUCAUCACUCAUGUUCCAAUCUUAUGUGAAGAAGCUGACAUUCCAUAUAUCUAUGUUACCUCAAAAGAACACCAGAUGGAUCGAAUUCGAGUUCUAGUCAUCCCCACAAAAUAUUUCUUGCACAUUCUUUUCUCCUCGGCCUGGCUUUCUGCAGUGCUGCUCUGA
Molecule: messenger RNA, 408 nt
Organism: Fraxinus pennsylvanica
Lineage: Eukaryota; Viridiplantae; Streptophyta; Magnoliopsida; Lamiales; Oleaceae
Source: the annotation of a GenBank genome assembly